Messenger RNA from Coregonus sp. 'balchen', 18875 nucleotides. The record is from the annotation of a GenBank genome assembly. NCBI's taxonomy places the organism in Eukaryota, Metazoa, Chordata, Actinopteri, Salmoniformes, Salmonidae.
CCAGUCGGUAACAUUAUUAUCCUAGUGUGCAUCUCUGAAACUAGCUAGCUAGUAGCCGCUAAACAUGGCUACAGUUCUCCCACCCAGACCUUGCGAUAGCAACCCUGCGACCCCGGGAGCGCAGUCUAUAAAGGUAAACUUGGCAAAUAUAUCUUAACACAAUAUACACAUUGCUGGCCAUAUACAUGCUAAUAAUGUGUUGAAGACAACAUGCUAAGGUGCGCGCUAACGAAAACACAUCAACCUCAAACUCCUUUGUUGUCAUCAAACCUACCGCCGUUUCGCUAGUUAGCUAACUUUAUAAAUAUUUACAAAUUACAAUUUAAUACAGUAGUAGGCCACGUUAGUUACUAGUUUUAUUCAGCGUUGUUGAACGCAUGACACUUGUUAUGUAGAUUAUUGUUAGCUAUGUUACUAUAUGGGGGAGAUCGAUGUGUUGUAAAUUGUGUCGUUGUUAACUAACGUUAACGACUAGGAAUACCUAGCGUUACUAGCUAGUUAUCCAUACCGUUAGCUAACUAACUUGCUUAGCUAGCAUAGUGUCUCGCUAUCUAGCUAGAUACUUAACUAGCUGUUUAGUGUGCCAGUAUAUCAUAGUUUUUGUUUACAUCGUGUCUCAUUAGACUUCUGUCCAAGUCCAAUGCUCCUUGUUUUGCCUCUAGGCUUGCCUAAUAAAUCAGACUGUGAUACCAAUUAUUGGUAUACCGUCUGAAACAAAGCACUGCAAAAACUUGGAAAGUUUCCUUACAAGGUAGAAUGUUAAAUACAUUUACUCGACCAGUUGUCUGUGCAGACGGUCGAAAUUGGAGACAAAAUAUCCACAGGAGGGCCUCCCGAGCGGUCUAAGGCACUGCAGUGCUUGAGGCGUCACUAUAGCCCUGAGUUCGAUUCCAGGCUGCAGCCUGUCACAGCCGACCAUGACUGGGAGACCCAUGAGGCGGAGCACAAUUGGCCCAGCGUCAUCCGGGUUAGGGGAGGGUUUGACCGGCCGGGAUUUCCUUGUCCCAUCGCGCUCUAGCGACUCCUUGUGGCAGGCCGGGCGCCUGCAAGCUGAAAUCGGUAGCCAGUUGGACGGCGUUUCCUCCGACACAUUGGUGCGGCUUGCUUCCGGGUUAAGCGAGCAGUGUGUCAAGAAGCAGUGCGGCUUGGCAGGGUUGUGUUUCGGAGGAUGCAUGACUCUCGACCUUCACCUCUCCCGAGUCUGUAGGAGAGUUGCAGCGAUGGGACAAGACUGACUACCAAUUGGAUAUCAUGACAAUUGGGGAGAAAGGGGGUAAAAGUAAAUAAAUAAAAUAAAAAAACAUCCACAGGAAAGUAUUAUUUACUUGACUUUUUAGAGCGCUGGUACUGCUAUUAAAGUCUAUCACCUGGCACAUGCGCAAAACCAUGUAAACACCUGCAAGACUUGGGAUAGUAUGAAUGCAUCGCAAGCAUAUUCUUCCGUCUUGUGCACGUGCCUUGGGUCAUGACCAAACAAAUUCUUGAUUGCCACACAGAGACCUGCGUUUGGAAGUCAGUUUAAUAAUUAUUUACUGUGGAUAUUUUGUCUUAAAUUACAACCAGUUGAAGGACCAACCCCAUGGACAAUCGUCAGAUUAAGUUAAAAUUUGAUUCAACAUUCGUGACAGACAAGGGACGUUCUAUGUAAAUGUGCGCGGCUAUGCGGUACAGACAAUGGAGGGCAUCACUACAAUUGGGACUAGGCCUACCUCAAGGCUAGCCACAGGAGGUUGGUGGCACCUUAAUUGGGGAGGACGGGCUUGUGGAAAUGGCUGGAGAGGAAUAAGUGGAAUGGUAUCAAAUACACAGAACAUGUUCAUGCCAUUCCAUUUGCUCCGUUCCAGACAUUAUUAUGAGCCGUCCUCCCCUCAGCAGCCUCCACUGGCUAGCCCAAUAAUGGACUUAAUGAGACUAAUGUUACUUCUUAUAGUCCAAGGACCUUACGUGUUCUGCUUCGAGGCGAAUUGGCUUUGUCAGGCACAAUUGAUAAAACUCCAUCUAAAUGUGAAUGUAUUCUCAAUUGCGGUACAGUCCUAUAAACAUAAAGCCCUUUACUUUCAUAUCACAUCAAAAUAAUUUCACAAAUGCAAAAUAUACACUUACUGUUAAGUAGUUUCAACACAGUUGCAGCCAACAGUAUUUUUCAGUGACCAGGUUUAUGGUAUCAGUCUUCCGUUUACACACAGGUGUUUGGAGACGCAGAUGGCUAAUUAGAACAGCUAGUGGUAUCAGUCUUCCAUCGGUUUAAUGUAAACAAGCGCUGCAACAUGGAAAUAUGGCAAUGUGGGAACCCUAACCCUAUAAAGAUGUGUAGUAGGGAUGUGACAAAUUUACAAAUUUUCUUAACUUUUAAAACGGCCCUUUUCUAUAUCGGGUUUUCGUUAAAACGAUAGAACGUUUCAUAAAAUUCCAUGCGCAUUCACAAUGCAGCUGCGCUACUGCCAGCAACGGGUUGGGUCUCACGGUGCGUCCUUUUCAGAUGGUUAAGCAUUGCACCUGUACUACCAUUACUGUACCUCAAUUCCACCUCGCAAAGUUAGCAUUUCCUUCUCAUGUACCUUCUCAAAGUAUUGCCAUACAGGACUUUGCUGCUAUCGCUUGCCUUUCUCUGCCAUUUUUCCAACUGUUAACGACGUAGUCAUGGAGCGUCGACUCCAAAAUAAUUGAUUCCUCCUUGCACGUCGACUCCCAUUUCUGAGUGUCAAGAUUAGAUUCGUAAGGAAUCGACUCUUAAGAUGCAGUAUUUUUGGAACGGAGGAGACUGAUUUAGUUGCCAAGACUGAACACACACAAAGAGAAAGAGCACGGGUGUAAUCAUUAGUCGAAACAGUUGCAAAACUUUUUGCAACUAAAAGGAGAGUUUCUAUUGGACAAUAGCAGGUAGGUCUCUCCCUCCCCGUUUCAUUCGGUUUGCUUUCGCUUAAGAUACAUUUUGCAACAGAAUCUGUGUAAUGAAUAUGCCCCAGGCAAGCCAGCGCGAGGGAGAGCGAGGAGGGGGCAGGCAGAAAAAAGCGUGGUGCGCAUAUGUCUUGGUAAUCUAUCUUGCAUGCCUUGCAAAUUCACCAAAGUAGCCUAAAAUUCUAUUUAAAUUACACAACUUUCCCCGGCCUUUAUAGCCUAUUGUCUAGUUAGGCUUUAACACGGAAAAUAAUAUGUUUUGUGGUAACUGCACUGCCAUAAACAUUUCGUGGGGAAACGUUUAGGAUUUUUCUUAACGUUAAGGACCACAAGUUUUGACGUUUAAACGUUCACACCCCUAGUGUGUGGUAAUUUAACCUUAAAAAAAUAUAUAUAUAUUUAUCGCUGAUAAGAAAGAUCUGUUCCUUCUGUUUCCAAAACCAUACCGCAAGAGAUGCGUGUUAAUGUUUAGAACAAGCGUCGGGGCUCUUGACAAAACUCCCCUGGCCAGAAGAUACUAUCAUCAAUAGAUGCUAAAGGGACAGUGCCUUCAGAAAGUAUUCAUACCCCUUGACUUAUUCCACAUUUUGUUGUGUUACAGCCUGAAUUCAAAAUGGAUUAAAUCUAUUUUUUUCUCUCACCUAUCUACACAGAAUACCCCAUAAUGACAAAGAGAAAACAUGUUUUGUGAUAUUUUACAUACAGUUGAAGUUGGAAGUUUACAUACACUUAGGUUGGAGUCAUUAAAAGUCGUUUUUCAACUACUCCACAAAUUUCUUGUUAACAAACUAUAAGUUUGGCAAGUCGGUUAGGACAUCUACUUUGUGCAUGACACAACAAUUGUUUACAGACAGAUUAUUUCACUUAUAAUUCACUGUAUCACAAUUCCAGUGGGCCAGAAGUUUACAUACACUAUGUUGACUGUGCCUUUAAACAGCUUGGAAAAUUCAGGAAAAUUAUGUCAUGGCUUUAGAAGCUUCUGAUAGGCUAAUUGACGUCAUUUGAGUCAAUUGGAGGUGUACCUGUGGAUGUAUUUCAAGGCCUACCUUCAAACUCAGUGCCUCUUUGCUUAACAUCAUGGGAAAAUCAAAAUAAAUCAGCCAAGACCUCAGAAAAUAAAUUGUGGACCUCCACAAGUCUGGUUCAUCCUUGGGAGCAAUUUCCAAACGCCUGAAGGUACCACGUUCAUCUGUACAAACAAUAGUACGCAAGUAUAAACACCAUGGGACCACACAGCCGUCAAUACCGCUCAGGAAGGAGACGCGUUCUGUCUCCUAGAGAUUAACGUACUUUGGUGUGAAAAGUGCAAAUCAAUCCCAGAACAACAGCAGAGGACCUUGUGAAGAUGCUGGAGAAAACGGGUACAAAAGUAUCUAUAUCCACAGUAAAACGAGUCCUAUAUCGACAUAACCUGAAAGGCCGCUCAACAAGGAAGAAGCCACUGCUCCAAAACCGCCAUAAAAAAACCAGACUACGGUUUGCAACUGCACAUGGGGACAAAGAUCGUACUUUUUGGAGAAAUGUCCUCUGGUCUGAUUAAACAAAAAUAUAACUGUUUGUCCAUAAUGACCAUUGUUAUGUUUGGAGGAAAAGGGGAGUAGCUUGCAAGCCGAAGAACACCAUCCCAACCGUGAAGCACGGGGGUGGCAGCAUCAUGCUGUGGGGGUGCUUUGCUGCAGGAGGGACUGGUGCACUUCACAAAAUAGAUGGCAUCAUGAGGAAGGAAAAUGAUGUGUAUAUAUUGAAGCAACAUCUCAAGACAUCAGUCAGGAUGUUAAAGCUUGGUCGCAAAUGGGUCUUCCAAAUGGACAAUGACCCCAAGCAUACUUCCGAAGUUGUGGCAAAAUGGCUUAAGGACAACAAAGUCAAGGUAUUGGAGUGGCCAUCCAAAGCCCUGACCUCAAUCCUAUAGAAUAUUUGUGGGCAGAACUGAAAAAGUGUGUGCGAGCAAGGAGGCCUACAAACCUGACUCAGUUACACAAGCUCUGUCAGGAGGAAUGGGCCAAAAUUCACCCAACUUAUUGUGUGAAGCUUAUGGAAGGCUACCCGAAACGUUUGACCCAAGUUAAACAAUUUAAAGGCAAUGUUACCAAAUACUAAUUGAGUGUACAUUUUUACUAGGAUUAAAUGUCAGAAAUGGUGAAAAACAGAGUUUAAAUGUAUUUGGCUAAGGUGUAUGUAAACUUCCGACUUCAACUGUAAGUAUUCACGUCUGAGUCAAUACAUGUUAAAAUCACCUUUGGCAGCGAUUACAGCUGUGAGUCUUUCUGGGUAAGUCUAAGAGCUUUGCAGUUUGCACAUCUGGAUUGUACAACAUUUGCACAUUAUUCCUUUUAAAAUUCUUCAAGCUCUGUCAAUUGGUUGUUGAUCAUUGCUAGACAGCCAUUUUCAAGUCUUGCCAUAGAUUUUCAAGCCGAUUUUUAAGUCAAAACUGUAGCUAGGCCACUCAGGAACAUUCAAUGUCGUCUUGGUAAGCAACUCCAGUGUAUAUUUAGCCUUAUGUUUUAGGUUAUUGUCCUGCUGAAAGGUUAAUUUGGCUCCAAGUGUAUGUUGGAAAACAGACUGAACCAGGUUUUCCUCUAGGAUAUUGCCUGUGCUUAGUUCUAUUACGUUUAUUUUUAUCCUAAAAAACUGCUUAGCCCUUGCUGAUGACAAGCAUACCGAUAACAUGAUGCAGCCACCACCAUGCUUGAAAAUAUAACAUUUUGUAUUCAGUACAUGAAGUUAAUUUCUUUGCCAUAUUUUUUCGCAGUUUUACUUUAGUGCCUUAUUGCAAGCAGGAUGCAUGUUUUGGAAUAUUGCUAUUCUGUACAGGCUUCCUUCUUUUCACUCUGUCAUUUAGGUUAGUAUUGUGGAGAAACUACAAUGUUAUUGAUCCAUCCUCAGUUUUCUCCUAUCAUAACCAUUAAACUCUGUUUUAAAGUCACCAUUGGCCUCAUGUUGAAAUCCCUGUGCGGUUUCCUUCCUCUCUGGCAACUGAGUUUGGACGCCUGUAUCUUUGUAGUGUCUAGGUGUAUUGAUACACCAUCCAAAGUGUAAUUCAUAACUUCACCAUGCUCAAAGGGAUAUUCAAUGUCUGCUUUAUUUAAAUGUACCCAUCUACCAAUAGGUGCCCUUCUUUGCGAGGCAUUGGAAAACCUCCCUGGUCUUUGUGGUUGAAUCUGUGUUUGAAAUUCACUGCUCGACUGAGGGACCUUGCAGAUAAUUGUAUGUGUGGAGUACAAAGAUGACGUAGUCAUUAAAAAAAUUAUGUUAAACACUAUUAUUGCACACAGAGUGAGUCCAUGCAACUUAUGUGACUUGUUAAGGAUAUUUUUUACUCCUGAACGUAUUAAGGCUUGGUAUAACAAAGGCGUUGAAUACUUAUUGACUCAAGAUUUUUCAGCGUUUCAUUUUUAAUUCAUUUGUACACAUUUCUUAAAACAAUUCCACUUCGAUAUUAUGGGGAAUUAUGUGUGUAGGCCAAUAACACAACAUCCACCUGGCUACCCCUUCCCCGGCCACCAGCUCUGCACCCUCCGCUGCAACUUGCCCAUGCCCCCCCCCCCCCCCCGUGCUGGUCAUGGGUGCACCUCAGCCACGCUCAAGGUCCUAAACAAUAUAAUAACCGCGAUCGAUAAAAGACAGUCCUGUGCAGCCGUCUUCAUCGACCUGGCUUUUGACUCUGUCAAUCUCCGCAUUCUUAUUGGCAGACUAAAUAGCCUUGGUUUCUCAAAUGACUGCCUCGCCUGGUUCACCAACUACUUCUCAGAUUGAGUUCAAUGUGUCAAAUCGGAGGGCCUGUUGUCUGGACCUCUGGCAGUCUCUAUGGGGGUGCCACAGGGUUCAAUUCUCGGGCCGACUCUAUUCUCUGUGUAUAUCAAUGACGUCGCUCUUGCUGCUGGUGACUCUCAGAUCCACCUCUACGCAGACGACACCAUUUUGUAUACAUCUGGCCCUUCAUUGGACACUGUGUUAACAAACCUACAAACAAGCUUCAAUGCCAUACAACACUCCUUCCGUGGCCUCCAACUGCUCUUAAACGCUAGUAAAACUAAAUGCAUGCUCUUCAAUCGAACGCUGCUUGCACCCGCCCGCCCGACUAGAAUCACCACUCUCGGCGGGUCUGACUUAGAAUAUGUGGACAACUACAAAUACCUAGGUGUCUGGUUAGACCGUAAACUCUCCUUCCAGACUCACAUUAAGCAUCUCCAAUCCAAAGUUAAAUCUAGAAUCGGCUUCCUAUUUCGCAACAAAGCCUCCUUCACUCAUGCUGCCAAACAUGCCCUCGUAAAACUGACUAUCCUACCGAUCCUUGACUUCGGCGAUGUCAUUUACAAAAUACACUACUCAGCAAAUUGGAUGUAGUCUAUCACAGUGCCAUCCGUUUUGUCACCAAAGCCCCAUAUACUACCCACCAUUGUGACCUGUACACUCUCGUUGGCUGGCCCUCACUACAUAUUCGUCGCCAAACCCACUGGCUCCAGGUCAUCUAUAAAUCACUUCUAGGCAAAUCCCCGCCUUAUCUUAGCUCAUUGGUCACCAUAGCAACACCCACCCGUAGUAUGUGUUCCAGCAGGUAUAUCUCACUGGUCAUCCCCAAAGCCAACACCUCCUUUGGCCGCCAUUCCUUCCAGUUCUCUGCUGCCAAUGACUGGAACGAACUGCAAAAAUCUCUGAAGCUGGAGACACUUAUCUCCCUCACUAACUUUAAGCAUCAGUUGUCAGAGCAGCUUACCGAUCACUGCACCUGUACACAGCCCAUCUGUAAUCCUAUUUAUUGCCUUACCUCCAUAACUUACUACAUUUGCACACACUGUAUAUAGAUUUUCUAUUGUGUUAUUGACUGUACGUUUUGUUUUUGUUUAUUCCAUAUGGAACUCUGUGUUGUUUUUAUCGCACUGCUUUGCUUUAUCUUGGCCAGGUCGCAGUUGUAAAUGAGAACUUGUUCUCAACUGGCUUACCUGGUUAAAUAAAGGUGAAAAAAAAAACAACUCAUUUAAUCCAUUUAAAUUUCAGGCUGUAACACAACAAAAUGUGGAGAAAUUCAAGGGGUUUGAAUACCUUCUGAAGGCACUAUAGUUGGCAUCUAUGAAUGUGUUACCUCUAGGCUUGCUAUUUACAUUUAAAAAAAAAACAUUUUAGUAAUUUAGCAGACGCUCUUAUCCAGAGCGACUUACAGUAGGUUGUGAGGCCGGUUGGAUGUACUGCCAAAUGUUCUAAAACUACUUAUGGUAGAGAAAUUAACAUUAAAUUAUUUGGCAAUAGCUCUGGUGGACAUUCCUGCAGUCAGCAUGCCAAUUGCACAUUCCCUCAACUUGAGACAUACUGUAUGUGGCAUUGUGUUGUGACAAAACUGCACAUUUUAGAGUGGGCUUUUGUCCCCAGCACAAGGUGCACCUGUGUAAAGAUCAUGAUGUUUAAUCAGUGCCUUGAUAUGCCAGACCUGUCAGGUAGAUGGAUUAUCCUGGUAAAGGAGAAAUGCUCACUAACAGGGAUGUAAACAAAUUUGUGCACAACAUUUGAGAGAAAAAUAAGCUUUUUGUGUGUAAUGAACAUUUCUGGGAUCUUUUAUUUCAGCUCAUGAAACAUGAGACCAUUUUACAUGUUGCAUUUACAUUUUUGUUCAGUGUAGGAAAUUAACUCACCCCUUGAGAUCUGAAAACAUCCAACAAACUUUUAUUCUGUAGAGAACUAUUAACUUUAACAAGUAAUACUUAAGGUGUUUUGUAUAUCCUAACUGUAUUUUUAGGAUGACAUUGAGGAAGUGUCCAAUGAUGGCAGUCAAGCUCCAAAAAGGCGGCGCAUGGGUUCAGGCGACAGUUCCAGAAGUUGCGACACCUCCAGUCAGGAACUUGGGUAUGUGGUAAGGUCGUAUCUGAAGGCGUAGAUAGACAUAUUUGCAUCACUACUUCCUAAUAGACCACGCCCAAUGCCCAAUCCCCAAUACAAACACUUAGGCUGUUUUUUCACAGGCAGCCCAAUUCUGAUAUUUAUUUUCACUAAUUGGUCUUUUGACCAAUCACAUCAGAUCUUUUCACAUAGAUCUUUUUCAGAGCUGAUCUGAUUGGUCAAAAUACCAAUUAGUGAAAGAAAUAUCAGAAUUGGACUGGUCUAAACGCAGCCUACGUGUCUAACAUAGGCUUAAGACUUUACCCUGCUCUUAACCUUUCAGUCAUACGUGCGUUUCCCCAGGGUCACAUACUUCUCAGCAGAAAAUCUGACCGAGUACAGGUGGCCCUCAGAUGGCAGUGGGGAGUACUAUAUGUUGCAAGAACAAGUCAGUGAAUAUCUGGGAGUGACUUCAUUCAAGCGAAAAUAUCCAGGUAAUGUGGCUUAACGUUUGGCAUAUAUGCUGUAGGAUCAUUGUGUGUCAAUUUGAUGAUUAGGCUAAUAGGAUAUAACGAGUCUAUCGGUAUGCUAUACUGAUGUUAAACUGGUCACUCUCUGGCUAACCAUGCUUUAUCUUAAUAAUAUAUGCCAUUUAGCAGACGCUUUUAUCCAAAGCAACUUAGUCAUACGUGUAUACAUUUAUACACCCACUACACUGGCGUUACAAGCUCGAUGUUCAACCAACUGAGCUACAAAGGACCAUCAAAGGAAAUAAACCUUCAGGCUUUGUUUAUAUCGUCAAUUUUUUUAUAUAUGUAAUGUUGUCUCUGGUUGGAGCAGCCUACUACUUUUAAUUAUCCAAUAAAUUCAAUAAAUUAUUCUUUUAGAUUUGGAAAGGAGAGACCUCUCCCACAAGGAGAAGCUAUAUCUGAGGGAGCAAAAUGUCAUCACCGAGACACAGUGCACCUUGGGUGAGAACUUAGAAACAUGGAGUUGUUGCGUAAUCAGGAAGAGCUUGGGCCAAAGCCAUCCCAAUAGUUGUUUUGGGGAAUUAGGCCACUCCUUACAGUGGGGAAAAAAGUAUUUAGUCAGCCACCAAUUGUGCAAAUUCUCCCACUUAAAAAGAUGAGAGAGGCCUGUAAUUUUCAUCAUAGGUACACGUCAACUAUGACAGACAAAAUGAGGGAAAAAAAUCCAGAAAAUCACAUUGUAGGAUUUUCAAUGAAUUUAUUUGCAAAUGAUGGUGGAAAAUAAGUAUUUGGUCAAUAACAAAAGUUUCUCAAUACUUUGUUAUAUACCCUUUGUUGGCAAUGACACAGGUCAAACGUUUUCUGUAAGUCUUCACAAGGUUUUCACACACUGUUGCUGGUAUUUUGGCCCAUUCCUCCAUGCAGAUCUCCUCUAGAGCAGUGAUGUUUUGGGGCUGUCGCUGGGCAACACAGACUUUCAACUCCCUCCAAAGAUUUUCUAUGGGGUUGAGAUCUGGAGACUGGCUAGGCCACUCCAGGACCUUGAAAUGCUUCUUACGAAGCCACUCCUUCGUUGUCCGGGCGGUGUGUUUGGGAUCAUUGUCAUGCUGAAAGACCCAGCCACGUUUCAUCUUCAAUGCCCUUGCUGAUGGAAGGAGGUUUUCACUCAAAAUCUCACGAUACAUGGCCCCAUUCAUUCUUUCCUUUACACUGAUCAGUCGUCCUGGUCCCUUUGCAGAAAAGCAGCCCCAAAGCAUGAUGUUUCCACCCCCAUGCUUCACAGUAGGUAUGGUGUUCUUUGGAUGCAACUCAGCAUUCUUUGUCCUCCAAACACGACGAGUUGAGUUUUUACCAAAAAGUUAUAUUUUGGUUUCAUUUGACCAUAUGACAUUCUCCCAAUCCUCUUCUGGAUCAUCCAAAUGCACUCUAGCAAACUUCAGACGGGCCUGGACAUGUACUGGCUUAAGCAGGGGGACACGUCUUGCACUGCAGGAUUUGAGUCCCUGGCGGCGUAGUGUGUUACUGAUGGUAGGCUUUGUUACUUUGGUCCCAGCUCUCUGCAGGUCAUUCACUAGGUCCCCCCGUGUGGUCUGGGAUUUUUGCUCACCGUUCUUGUGAUCAUUUUGACCCCACAGGGUGAGAUCUUGCGUGGAGCCCCAGAUCGAGGGAGAUUAUCAGUGGUCUUGUAUGUCUUCCAUUUCCUAAUAAUUGCUCCCACAGUUGAUUUCUUCAAACCAAGCUGCUUACCUAUUGCAGAUUCAGUCUUCCCUGCCUGGUGCAGGUCUACAAUUUUGUUUCUGGUGUCCUUUGACAGCUCUUUGGUCUUGGCCAUAGUGGAGUUUGGAGUGUGACUGUUUGAGGUUGUGGACAGGUGUCUUAUAUACUGAUAACAAGUUCAAACAGGUGCCAUUAAUACAGGUAACGAGUGGAGGACAGAGAAGCCUCUUAAAGAAGAAGUUACAGGUCUGUGAGAGCCAGAAAUCUUGCUUGUUUGUAGGUGACCAAAUACUUAUUUUCCACCAUAAUUGCAAAUAAAUUCAUUAAAAAUCCUACAAUGUGAUUUUCUGGAUUUUUUUUCCUCAAUUUGUCUGUCAUAGUUGACGUGUACCUAUGAUGAAAAUUACAGGCCUCUCUCAUCUUUUUAAGUGGGAGAACUUGCACAAUUGGUAGCUGACUAAAUACUUUUUUUCCCCACUGUACCUUGAAACUGUAUACAUUUAAGUAAUUGUGAAUCUCUUUUUCCAGGCUUGACUGCUUUACGAAGUGAUGAAGUAAUUGAUUUGAUGAUCAAGGAGUACCCGGGCAAGCAUGCUGAGUAUUCUGUCAUCCUCCAAGAGAGGGAGCGCCAGAGGAUAGCAAAAGAGUACUCUGUAAGUACUCUCAGUUCAGAGCGUAUCACUAAUGUUAGUAUGCUCCGCAAGAUUGACACAUUUUAGUUGACUCAAAGUUACAGUUUCGUCUUUGCUUAUUUUUUAUUUUUUUAUACACUGCUCAAAAAAAUAAAGGGAACACUAAAAUAACACAUCCUAGAUCUGAAUGAAUGAAAUAAUCUUAUUAAAUACUUUUUUCUUUACAUAGUUGAAUGUGCUGACAACAAAAUCACACAAAAAGUAUCAAUGGAAAUCAAAUGUAUCAACCCAUGGAGGUCUGGAUUUGGAGUCACCCUCAAAAUUAAAGUGGAAAACCACACUACAGACUGAUCCAACUUUGAUGUAAUGUCCUUAAAACAAGUCAAAAUGAGGCUCAGUAGUGUGUGUGGCCUCCACGUGCCUGUAUGACCUCCCUACAACGCCUGGGCAUGCUCCUGAUGAGGUGGCGGAUGGUCUCCUGAGGGAUCUCCUCCCAGACCUGGACUAAAGCAUCCGCCAACUCCUGGACAGUCUGUGGUGCAACGUGGCGUUGGUGGAUGGAGCGAGACAUGAUGUCCCAGAUGUGCUCAAAACCUGUCAUGCUGGAGGAUGUUGCAGGCAGCAGAACGUUCUCCACGGCGUCUCCAGACUCUGUCACGUCUGUCACAUGUGCUCAGUGUGAACCUGCUUUCAUCUGUGAAGAGCACAGGGCGCCAGUGGCGAAUUUGCCAAUCUUGGUGUUCUCUGGCAAAUGCCAAACGUCCUGCACGGUGUUGGGCUGUAAGCACAACCCACACCUGUGGACGUCGGGCCCUCAUACCACCCUCAUGGAGUCUGUUUCUGACCGUUUGAGCAGACACAUGCACAUUUGUGGCCUGCUGGAGGUCAUUUUGCAGGGCUCUGGCAGUGCUCCUCCUGCUCCUCCUUGCACAAAGGCGGAGGUAGCAGUCCUGCUGCUGGGUUUUUGCCCUCCUACGGCCUCCUCCACGUCUCCUGAUGUACUGGCCUGUCUCCUGGUAGCGCCUCCAUGCUCUGGACACUACGCUGACAGACACAGCAAACCUUCUUGCCACAGCUCGCAUUGAUGUGCCAUCCUGGAUGAGCUGCACUACCUGAGCCACUUGUGUGGGUUGUAGACUCCGUCGUCUCAUGCUACCACUAGAGUGAAAGCACAGCCAGCAUUCAAAAGUGACCAAAACAUCAGCCAGGAAGCAUAGGAACUGAGAAGUGGUCUGUGGUCACCACCUGCAAAACCAGUCCUUUAUUGGGGGUGUCUUGCUAAUUGCCUAUCAUUUCCACCUGUUGUCUAUUCCAUUUGCACAACAGCAUGUGAAAUGUAUUGUCAAUCAGUGUUGCUUCCUAAUUGGACAGUUUGAUUUCACAGAAGUGUGAUUGACUUGGAGUUACAUUGUGUUGUUUAAGUGUUCCCUUUAUUUUUUUGAGCAGUGUAGCUUUGGUGUGGAUGAUAAAUGGGAGUGUAAAUGCAUAUUACAACAGUCUUUGACUUGAGUUUCCAGAUUAUAUUUUCACUCACAGUACAUUAACUGUUGACAUGAUUAUUCAAUAUGUUGCGGUGGUAACAUUUUUAUUUUUUAUUUUUUUAUAUCUCCUAGAAAAUGCAGCAACAAAACCAUCAGAAGGUUGAAGCCAGUAAAGUGCCAGAGUACAUAAAGAAAGCUGCCAAGAAAGCUGCUGAGUUCAACAGUAACUUCAACAGGGAAAGGAUGGAAGAGAGAAGGGCAUAUUUUGACCUUCAGACACAUGUACGUUAAUACCUUAAAUAUACAUAUAUAGGCUUAGUAGUCAUACAUAUUUUGUAUGUGUUUAUAAGAACUCACACUUGUUCAUGUUUGAGGAGAUACAGUAUAUCAGUACAUUGAUAAACUGUAUUACUUAUUUAUGUGGAUAUGAACGUGUAAUUGAAGUAAGUUUCAACUAACUUUCUAACAGAUUAUCCAAGUACCCCAAGGGAGGUAUAAAGUCCUUCCCCCAGAGAGAACCAAGACUGGACCCUAUCCAGUGGCCCUCAUCCCUGGGCAGUUCCAGGACUAUUACAAAAGGUACGGUUCACUAACCAAAAAACUAGUCUUCAUGAAUGAGGUCCUGACCUCUAAAGAUGUUUGAAUAGCUGAUAAAUUGAUGUUCCUGUGUUUGAUACAGGUACUCUCCCAACGAACUGCGCUACUUGCCCCUGAACACAGCCCUGUUCGAGCCCCCACUGGACCCGGAGCUGCCUGCCCUGGACAGCGAUGGGGAUUCGGAUGACGCAGAUGAAAACAAGGGUGAAGAGGGCAAGAAAAAUUCAGUAAGGAACUGGAUUCUGGAAAUGUUUUUACACACUUCACUUGAUUUCAGAGCUAGAGAUGCAAUGACAAUGAAAUGCCUAGAGAUGCUUUGUAAGUUGACUUCUAUGUAAACUCCAUGGCAGCUUGCUUGAAUAGUAAGAACUGAAUUGUGUUUACAGGACAGCUCAUCUGGAAACACUUCAGAUGGGGACAGUCAGCACAGUGGAGUGCAGUCAAAGGGCAAGGCCAAGGACAGGACUGCCACCCCGGCUAAAGAUGCCACCCCACGCCCCAACCAACACAAAUCUGUCCCUGGGUACAAGGUAGAAGAAAAAAGCCCCUGACUUUCUCCAACAGCACUUCUCUUCCCUUUCCCCUACUCUGCCACCUCUUCCAGCUUCUUCAGCACUUUCAGUAGAGAGACCCUCCUUUGUCCCCACCCCGAUUUCUGGCCCUGUCACUCCUAACAGACACAUUAACACUCCACCAGUUGGCAAUAAUUCUCUCUUGUGGCAGCACUCUGCCUUCCCUUUCCAAUUGGUCCAGUUUGGUUGUGAACCGACCCUAUGGUUAAAGAGACAUUCCGGAUCUUUGGCGACUACUUAAGUAUUUUUUAAACCUCCCGCUUUGGGCUGGAUGUGUCAAUGUGUAGUUCAUACAUGCAUAAUCUAUGAGAAAAAUUACUGUCUUACCUCAAUUGGCCACAAAAUCCCUAGUUUGAAAGCAACUGUUUUCUGGAAGCUGUUUUGCCAUUUUGAGCACUGCAGGCUUGACCCACGUGGGUCAGCCCCCUAGCAAUUAGAGUUCCAGCCAAUCUGCUUCAGCCCCUUGCCAUUUUGAGUGACAGCUAGUAAGAUGCACAUUGACGAGUUGCACAGUGAAAGAAGAAGGCUGUCCUAGCCCAGCCCAGCGUUAUCCAAUGAGGUUGCAGGAUGGGCCCAACGGCUCAGUGACACAGCAGAGAGAGAGAGAGAGAGAGAGAGAGCAAUGACGUACUGCACAUGUAAGCAGUUUUAGGGGACCCGCUCUGGCUCUUGAGCGUUACUUUCAGAACUACUGGCUAAAAAGUGCAAAUCUUCCGGAAAGUCUCUUUAAAACAGUGAUGGUUCCAUACCAACCGUAUGGUUAAUACACUGAUGGUGCCAUAUCAACCAUAUGGUUAAAAAACUGAUGGUUCCAUAUCAGACUUUAUGAGCAAUAACAUUUUGGAGUAGUUCUGUCACAUCUGGGACUUGUUCUUCACUGCACUUUUGAUUGGUCUUAAAGACUUAUACAUUUUUUACCCUAUUCUUUGAAUGUCUUAAUAUACCUCUUUUCUGUGUACUUAGCAACAGGCUAAUUAAGACGAGAGCAGUUACAGUAUAUUUGGCUGCUAGAUUCAUUGUUUUUAAACAACAUAUUUCUUAUGAUACAGACUUUAUAAGAUGCAUACAUUUUAUUUAGUAGUAGCACUAAAAUUACGUUAAUACUUGAGUGUUUGAAAGUUUUAUAAUUCAAGUUAUAUCUGUGUAUAUUAGUAUGCUUUUAAACCAGUAUUCUUGUGCCGUUAUUCUAUAACGGUUGUUUGAUAUUACCUUACAGACUGUUCUUUGUUUAUUAUGAGACUGGAGAACACAAUGUCAGUGUGCCAGAGGCCUGUUAAUACACAUUCUAUAUGUUGGCUUUUUUACUUUCGGUUGCCUCUGAAAUGUAUUGUUGUGUUAAGUUUAAAUUAUUGAUUAGUGGCAUUUCCGGGAUCAACAUGAUUUACUUUCUGUCAAUCUGGCAAUUUACUCUCAUCUGUUUUACUGCAAGGGCAACAUGGCAGAUUAAUACAAUUUAGUUUGCCAAAAACGACAGCAAGAGCAGUAAGCACAAAUAUACAUAGCUUGUCAUGGUAUGACUAGUAUUACUACACCACAAACACCAUAUCAUACAUCAGGAUUUGAUCAUUGGUCAUUGAUGGAUGUGGAGAGCUCAUAACUUUCCACAGGGAUGGAGUUGUCUGUUACGUUUCCAAUCAGCAUGUUUCCGAAGGGAAUUAGAAUUAUUUAUUUUGAGUGCACACCACACUUUUAAACCAAACUUUGUAAAACUUUUAUCUACUUACCCUCCAUUUAAUUUUAGGUAUGUAAUGCAUCAUAGAUGUGUUCAGAAUGUAACUAUAACUUUCCAAUAUCGGUGCUCAUUGAAUUUAAGACUGAAGCCGAUACAGAUACAAUACUUGCAGAAUAAUUUACCCAACCUAUUAUUGUCGCCAUAGAGAACAUGGCCUUAAAGUUUACUUUAUUAUAAUUUUAAUGUAAGGUAGAGUUCAGGAACUGUACAAGAAAUUGAUUAUUUUCAGAAUCAUAAUGGUAUAAAUUGCUUGUGUUGGCACUACACUGCAGGGGUAGCCAUCUGAAGUCUAACAGAAAAUAUGUAACCCUUUCUUUCUUCUUGUUUUGCACCAGUCAAAUGAAACAUUUCAGGAUGGCAACACCAAACAGGUUGACAUUUUAAAAAUAGAUAUUUCCAUGAACACACAGCCUACUUCAUACUCAUUGGCUGUAUUCUCCCAAUUGCUUGCACACAUUCCCAAUAUUUGUGCAGACUGUGCACCUAAGUAGGUACAGUUUAUGUUGAUCCUUCAAAGCUCAAUUUGUUCCUGACUUGUAUACGUCUCUCUCUUAGAAUUUCAUGUGUCUUACGUGUUUGAUUUGAGUGCAAUGGCUUAAAGUUGUCCCUUUGAUUGUCAUACCUUCCUUUGGCUAAAUCUUUGUUCUCCUAGUUUAGCUGGCACCCCUCUUUCUGUGAUGACAUCUUAUAUUCAAUUAGCUGUAUCCUUUAUUAACUUAACUGUGUGUCUCAAACCUCCGGUUCGCCCUUCCACGUUUCGUUGUUUGUUUCUUAGAAAGGCUUUAACUGCUCUUAUCUAAUACAAUACUUUUUAUGUAGGAAAACGUUUGAUAUGUCAGUAUUUAGACACAGUUAACCAUUGAAAUAAAGAUUUCAAACAAAUAGACUGUACAGAGAUGUUUUGAUUGUGUUAGCAGCAAUCCUGUAAUGAAAUAUCUGCAGGGAAAGAGGAGUUUUCCUCCUGUCAGAAAUGACUUUGGCUAACUGCCUUUUAUAAAUGUGGGAAAACAAUGGGUGGAAACACCUCGGUCUCCUCAGGAGGGACAUUCAAGUGUUUAACCUGCUAUGAGCGGCAAUGGGGGACAGCGUGGCACAUCCAAAUUAAUCUUAAAUCAACUUGACCUCUUGGGUUUUGCCUUUGGAGUUCUUGAGAUCCAAUUAUCGUAGUCUCCCAGUCCCCACGACUAUAUAUAAGUGAUGUCUACAAGCAAAUUUCUGGUCAUUUUUUAUGUGGGAGCUUCUCAAAAUUAGACAAUAGGCUAUUUCUAGUCAUUCUUAUUUGGGGGUGUGAAAUAAGAAGCACUUAACAAGAUUGGAUCAAUUGCGAGUGAAAUAAAUGAAUAUAUACAUCCUAUCAGGCCUUUUAGGCUUUUACACAUUGUACAGUAUAAUGUGUGUUGCUCAGAAGCCCUUUGUCACAUGGUGCACUAGGCCUUGUUGCUAAAAAUUAUAGCAUUGUUCUGCCCUUGCAGCCUAAGGUCAUACCCAAUGCUAUAUGUGGCAUUUGCCAGAAGGGUAAGGAGUCCAACAAGAAAGGAAAGCCAGAAGCUCUCAUUCACUGCUCACAGUGCAAGAACAGUGGUAAGUGGAACUUCUGUUUGUUUUUUAAUUAAAACUGAAACAAAUCACACUAGCUUGCAUUUACAACAUAGCAUUGUUCAUAAUGAACAUAAAGCUUCUAAAAUAUGAGCAGCAGAACUUUGUUUGAUUAGCCUAGUCGUGAUCACAAAUUGGGAUUAUGCGGUGUGAUUUGGAGUAGUGCUGUGGUGCGAUUGAUGCUCUGUGUGUGUGUGUGUGUGUCCCAGGUCACCCAUCGUGCCUGGAUAUGAGUGAGGAGCUGAUGGGCCUGAUUAAGACCUACCCGUGGCAGUGCAUGGAGUGUAAGACAUGCACGGUGUGUGAGCAGCCCCACCACGAGGAGGAGAUGAUGUUCUGUGACAAGUGUGACCGGGGCUUUCACACCUUUUGCGUGGGCCUGGACUCUAUCCCUCUAGGUGAGCUCUCUCUCUGGGGCUUUUGUAAAUACUUUAAGGAUGCAUCAUUCCUUCUUUCCUUGGUGAAAUCUUUGUGAUGGAAUCAUUGCUUACUCCUAUCAAUAUGUGUGUUAGAUCAGUGUUUACUUCAUGGAAGGAAGGGUGGGUGUGUUUAAAAAAUAUAUAUAUCUGUCUUGCUGUUGCACUCUCGCUCUCUCAUUUUAUCUAAUGUAGUCUCAUAUGGAGUUUUGAGGUGAUUGAAUUUAGCUGGGUUUAUGUGAAAACAGCAGUAUUAAUUUGCUUAGCCAACUGAGCUACUUGUCGGCUUGUGGUGAAUAAUGCUAAAUUGGAAAUCUGUUUUUAGAGUUUUCCAAGACUGUGCAGUCAAGGAGGGUUGUUUGUUACCUCAAUUUGCUAUAAUUAGUGUAGCUGCACAUUAAACAUCAAAGUUCAUGUUUGGAAUGUGGUCAAAGUGAUUUAUAAGUGUUGAAAUCAAAUGUUAUAAAUAGCUGGUUUUUGUCUAGAUGCCUUUUAGUCUGAAGGAUCCCACAAUGCAGUCUAUUUUUUAGCCUUUGGUUUCAUGUGGAUGUACUGUGAUAUGUAACAACAUUGUUUUUUUCUCCUCAGGUUGCUGGGUUUGUGAGUGUUGCAACAAGGAGUUCUCAACGCCCAAGAAAAAAGGAGGAAUAAAAACACCCAAGAAGUCAAAAUCUGCACAAUAAUAGAAUGUGAUUACAGACAAUGAUCAAAUCAACAAGCUAAUCCUCAAUUCUAAAGAUAGUUUUUGAUAGUUUUUGUACUUUUGAUUGUUAAGAUUAAGUUUGGUAAUCCUGUAUAUAUGGAUUUGCUUUGCCUCAAUUGGAUUUGAAAUGUAAUUGCCAUUGAAGUAAAGAUUUUUGCCAGUAAAAGCUUUUUUUAAUAACCCAUGACUGCCCUGAUGUUUCAUUAAAGCACAGAUUAUGUCCCUAAAAUUCCCUUCCUGCCAGUGUCCCC